UCUUUUUUCCUUUAAACCAAAAAUCUUGGUUCCUAAUCAUAUUAAUAUAAUUACUACUUGCUUUAACCUACAAUAUGUACUAGUUUCAAAAUGAGGAUACUAAUAUUCAUACUAACAAUCUCAUCACAGAACAGGUUAUGAUUUCCAUUUAUCCUGUGAGGAAUGUGAAGUUAAAUGACCAUGCCUUCAAAUAUUUUUUUUAAGUUAUUUAUGUAUGUAUGUAUGUAUGUAUUUAAGAUAGAGAGAGAGAGAGACAGGCAGAGGGAGAAGCAGGCUCCAUGCUGGAAGCCCAACGCAGGACUCAAUCCCAGGUCUCCAAGAUCACACCGUGUGCUGAAGGUGACGCUAAACUGCUAAACCACCGGGGCUGCCCUCCAUGUCUUCAAGUCUUUUGGAAAAAACUUCACUAAGUUGAUACUCAGCUUUGUUUUAUUUUUCUUUUGAUUUCUAGAGUUAAGAAUCCUUCCUUGGGCUAAAUACAUGAAGGGGGAUGGAGCCAAUAAAAAGAAGUGUUCCUGGGUUUCUGUCAGAAUGAAAUGAAAUGUUACAUAGAAAGCACACAAUAUAAAAAAAUAUUUAAAAAAAAAAAGAAAAGCACACAAUAAACCACAAGAGCUACGGGAAUGUAAAGUGCAAGUUACUAUGAUUAUUUCUCUGUAGCAAAGGCCAUCUUCACUCCCAGGUAGAGGAUGCUAUUGGCCAAAUUGUCCACAGCUCACUUGGGCCCUGACUUAGGGUCAAUUACUAGCCACUGGGGCCCAAUCAUCUCAAUUGGCCAUUUGACUUCUCCCUGUCUCAGAUUCCUUAUAUGUAAGAUGAGGCUGAAUUAGAAUACCCACCUCAUAGAUUUUCUGUGAAGAUCAAAGGAAAAUGUGCACCCUAUUAUAUAUUUUUCUUCUUCCCUCUCCCACUUCGAUCAGGGAAGCCAAGCUGUGUGGGGAACUGGGACCAUUUAGAAGAUGGCAACCAAACAGACAGAGUCAGUCACCAUCAUUAGCCUCCGGAAGCUGAGCCUGGAGACCCGAGAGCCACCACCAAAAGAGUCAAAGACAUUCACUGUGGAAGAUGCUGUGGAGACCAUUGGAUUUGGACGUUUCCACAUUGCCCUGUUUCUGAUCAUGGGCAGCACUGGGGUUGUUGAGGCCAUGGAGAUCAUGUUAAUAGCAGUCGUGUCUCCUGUCAUCCGCUGUGAAUGGCAGUUGGAGAAUUGGCAGGUGGCAUUAGUGACCACGAUGGUGUUUUUUGGCUACAUGGUAUUCAGCAUCCUCUUUGGCCUCCUAGCUGACAGAUACGGACGCUGGAAGAUUUUGCUCAUCUCAUUCCUGUGGGGAGCCUACUUCUCCUUGCUGACCUCUUUCUCUCCCUCCUACAUCUGGUUUGUCUUCCUGCGGACAAUGGUGGGCUGUGGCGUGUCUGGCCAUGCACAAGGGCUAAUCAUAAAGACUGAAUUUUUGCCUACAAAAUACCGAGGCUACAUGCUCCCCUUGUCUCAGGUUUUCUGGUUGGCUGGCUCCCUGCUUAUAAUCGGCCUGGCCUCUGUGGUCAUCCCCACCAUCGGGUGGCGAUGGCUCAUCCGCAUCGCCUCCAUUCCCGGCAUCAUCCUCAUCUUGGCCUUCAAGUUUAUCCCUGAGUCUGCUCGCUUCAAUGUCUCCACUGGGAACACUCAGGCUGCCCUGGCCACACUGCAGCGCAUCGCCAAGAUGAACCGCUCGGUCAUGCCAGAGGGGACACUGGUGGAGCCCAUCCUGGAAAAAAGAGGAAGAUUUGCAGACCUGUUGGAUGCUAAAUAUUUACGGACCACGUUACAGAUCUGGGUCAUAUGGCUGGGAAUCUCCUUCGCCUACUACGGGGUCAUCCUGGCCAGCGCCGAGCUGCUGGAGCGGGACCUGGUGUGUGGCUCGCGGUCCAAGGCCGAGGUGGUGGUGACCGUGAUGGACACGGAGGAGAGCCAGAGCCCCUGCCACUGCCACAUGUUUGCUCCCUCCGACUACAGGACCAUGAUCAUCAGCACCAUUGGCGAAAUUGCUCUGAAUCCUGUCAAUAUCCUGGGCAUUAAUUUCCUGGGAAGACGGCUGAGCCUUUCUAUCACCAUGGGCUGCACAGCUUUGUUCUUCCUUCUCCUCAACAUUUGCACAUCGAGCGCUGGCCUGAUUGGCUUCCUCUUCAUGCUGAGGGCUUUGGUGGCGGCCAACUUCAAUACCAUCUACAUUUAUACUGCUGAGGUCUACCCCACGAUGAUGCGUGCUUUGGGGAUGGGGACCAGUGGCUCCCUGUGUCGGAUUGGCGCGAUGGUGGCACCAUUCAUAUCCCAGGUUCUUAUGAGUGCAUCAUUCCUGGGUGCCCUGUGUCUUUUCUCAUCGGUCUGUGUCAUAUGUGCCAUUUCUGCAUUUACUCUCCCCAUUGAGACCAAAGGACGGGCCCUGCAGGUAAGUGAUGCAGAAAUCUCUUAAGUUUUCUCAACUUCCAUCUCGUGACCAAAGGAAAUGCACUUGGAGUAUGGAAGUUCUUUGAAGCAGACAAGACAUCCGGGUGUGUGCUAACACAAUGCUACUUGUUCAACGCGUUCCAGUAAAAAUACCUGGGUAUCCAGUUUUUUUGCAUGUAACUUUGAGCAGUACUGAAAUAAAAGUAACCAAGGAUUCACUCCAAAUCUUUGCUAAGCCCUUGAAAGAGGGUAUUUAUAGUGUGAUUUUUCUGAAUGAGGUCUCUAUUACACUAGAAUUAACAAAGCUACCGAUGGCAUUGUCAGGUACACAAGGGUAAAUGCUAGGGUCUGAAUUCCUUACAAGUUUAUUAAGAAGUCUAUUACUAGUUUCUAAUGCCAGACAGCUGAGGAUGAAUGGAGAAGGCUAUCUUCUGCUUAAAUGUACUGAUCUACUAAAUCACUUCUUAUUCCAGCAAAUUAAAUGAAGACCUUUGACUAAUGUCUACCAGAGAAGAAAAAUAAAUUUUAUCUUUACAAAGAGCUGUGGGACAUUUUUAAAAACUUGGUUUAAUUUUUGUAUACUACUUGGUAAUUAAAAAGUUGAUGGUGUAUUUUUGAAAAAUAAGGCACAAGAGAAUGAGGUGGGUAAACUUUAUAUUGUUAUCUUUCUUGGGGUACUAGCUUCUUUCUUUCUUUGACAUCAAAUCUAUUAACAUUUCUUAAAGAAAACAUACAUAUACUUGGAAUUUUCCCAUGAGGCCUGUAGCAAAAGUUGGCCUAAAAUUUGGUAGCUAAGGCAUGAACUUGGGGUUGUAUCAUUAAGCCUUUCAAAACGAAUUUAAAAUUAAAAUUGGCAUUUCUUUACAA
This is a messenger RNA of Nyctereutes procyonoides (raccoon dog), 3292 nucleotides long. It is a transcript of the gene SVOPL, whose product is annotated as SVOP like. Lineage: Eukaryota; Metazoa; Chordata; Mammalia; Carnivora; Canidae. The transcript has 14 exons. Gene Ontology annotation, biological process: transmembrane transport. Bases 960 to 2450 code for a protein of 496 amino acids. The record is from RefSeq and is a predicted model, not a curated record. Gene Ontology annotation, molecular function: transmembrane transporter activity. Gene Ontology annotation, cellular component: membrane.